This is a messenger RNA of Ordospora colligata OC4, 429 nucleotides long. RefSeq lists its product as uncharacterized. NCBI's taxonomy places the organism in Eukaryota, Fungi, Microsporidia, Ordosporidae. The coding region runs from base 1 to 429 and encodes 142 amino acids. The record is from RefSeq and is a predicted model, not a curated record. The transcript has a single exon. Gene Ontology annotation, molecular function: DNA-binding transcription factor activity, RNA polymerase II-specific; RNA polymerase II cis-regulatory region sequence-specific DNA binding. Gene Ontology annotation, biological process: regulation of transcription by RNA polymerase II.
AUGAAGUGUGAAUGGGAUGAAUGUGAGGAGGAUAUUGAGGAGGAUUCUAAGAAGCACUUUCUGAUGCAUAUUGAGAAGCUGAGUGUGAACAAGUGCUUGUGGAAAGAUUGCGCAAGGAUUGGGGAGAUUCAGGCUAGCAAGCAUGCAUUGCUAGCACACGCACGCAGACACACUGGAGAACGACCUUUUGAAUGCCACAUAUGUGGAAAGGAUUACACAAGAAGUGAUCCUUUGAAGAAGCAUUUGGCACGCCAUGAGGCUGUGGAGAGUAAGAAUGCAAGCCUAAUUGCAAAAAUUGAGUAUCUAAGCGCUCUACUUACUGAGCAUCGCAGAGAGACGAUUCGAAUAAUGAAUCAAAUUGAAUCAAUACAGCGCAACAUACAGGUAGUCAAUAGUAAAAUAGUCGAUAAGAUAAAAGAAAAUCUCUGA